UUAUUGUUAUGUUUGCAGGAGUGGCAGUCAUGGCUCACACAUUGAGCUGGUCCCUGUUGUGUUUUGGUUUGCUGAGCGUCUGGGCUCAGGACUUCUAUGAGGAACGGACCGGGCCAACAAGAGUCAAGACCGGAGGACAGACGGCGGGCAAACUGCAAAAACAUGAUGGUCAAUCUAUCCUGGAUGAGGACUGCAGUCUGGAGUUGGGCUUUCUACUGGACAGCUCUGAGACGGCCAAGGACAACCACCAGCAAGAGAAAAAGUUCACUAUGGACAUUAUAGAAGGCCUCCAGAGCAUCCGCUUGGAUACAGGCCGCAAACUCAGCUGGAGAGCGGCCCUGCUUCAGUACAGCAGCCACGUCAUAAUCGAGCAGACCUUCAAACAGUGGAGAGGCUCGGAGAACUUCAAGAGCAGCAUCGCACCGAUGGCCUACAUCGGCCACGGCACUUACACCACCUACGCCAUCACCAACAUGACCAAGAUAUUUGUGGAAGAAUCGAGCCCACAAAGCAUCAAGAUUGCCCUGCUGCUAACCGAUGGCUUCUUUCAUCCCAGAAACCCUGAUAUCUUCUCUGCUAUGGCUGAUGCAAAGAACCAGGGCGUGAAGGUCUUCACAAUCGGCAUCACUCAUACUGCCAAUGAGCCUGCCAACACAGCAAACCUGAGACUGCUGGCAAGUACGCCAGCCUCCAAAUUCCUGUAUAAUCUGCAGGACACGAACGUCAUGGAAAAAGUCAUUAUUCAGAUUGCUCAGCUGGCAAACGAUGGGUGUCCUCUGUCCCAGAAGUGUGUGUGUGAGAAAGGCGAGAGAGGACCCGGUGGCCCAGCGGGAAAGAAGGGUCGCCCAGGAGAGGACGGGACCCCUGGGGCUAAAGGUCAUAAGGGUGAUCCUGGUUUGAGUGGACUUCCUGGUCGUGAGGGUACAGAGGGGAAACCAGGCUACAAAGGAGAGCAGGGUGAAAGAGGAGAAUGUGGAACCCCAGGAAUCAAAGGAGACCGGGGUCCUGAAGGUCCAGUUGGCACACAGGGGUCCAGAGGUCUGCAGGGUUUACCAGGACCACAGGGGGACAUCGGACCAGAGGGCUCACAGGGAAAGAAGGGUGAGCGUGGCCCUGCUGGCCCACCUGGAAUACAGGGCGACAGUGGAAUUGGACUUCCUGGAACAAAGGGAGAUAUGGGAUUUCAGGGGAGAUCAGGUCCUCCGGGUCCACCAGGCAUCGGCGAGCCAGGUCUGCCUGGGCCUCAAGGGCCACACGGGGUUCAAGGUGAGAAAGGACCACAAGGAGAGGGUUUUCCAGGUCCAAAGGGGGACCGGGGUCUGGAGGGGCCGAAGGGACCAAGAGGACAGCCGGGCCCGGGAAUCAAAGGCGAUAAGGGUGAGCUGGGGCCUCCAGGUUUGCCAGGACCAAUUGGACUCACAGGCCUUGGCAUUCAGGGUGAAAAGGGUGUUGAGGGUCCGAGGGGGCCUCCGGGAGGUAGAGGAACACCAGGAGAGGGCAUCCCUGGUCCCAAGGGAGAACAAGGUUUACCAGGAGAGAUGGGGGCGCCAGGAGAAAGAGGGCAGGGCGAAUCCGGACCAAAGGGUGAGCCUGGUUCAUCUGGCCUUGCCGGGGUACCUGGACUUCCCGGGGAGGACGGUGGUCCAGGACAAAAGGGUGAGCCUGGGGCAUCAGGUUUGAGGGGACCUGAAGGGGCUACUGGAAUUGGCACUCAAGGAGAGAAGGGAGAUCAGGGCCAACGUGGCAUUCGAGGGUUGCCAGGUUCUCCUGGCAUAAGUGGCCCCUCAGGAGCAAAGGGAGAGCCAGGCACACCAGGAAGACUGGGCAUGCCGGGAUUUCCUGGACGAGCUCUUGCAGGAUCAAAGGGUGAUGUGGGUCCCACGGGUCCUCCCGGACCGAUUGGAGAGACUGGUUACGGCUUGCCUGGUCCAAAGGGUGAUCGAGGUAACCCAGGCCCUCCCGGACCAUUCGGGCCUAAAGGUGAAGGAUUCCCUGGUCCAGUGGGUCUGCCUGGUUUUCCAGGCCCAUCAGGCGAGCCCGGCCCCGAGGGCAUCGGGAUUCCUGGACCAAAGGGAGAUGUUGGAUUCAGGGGUUUGCCUGGUUUGCCAGGACCACCUGGUGAAGGACUGCAGGGAAAGCCGGGCAACAUGGGAAGACCAGGUCCUCCAGGGCCACACGGACCCCCAGGGGAAGGUAUUCAGGGGCCCAAAGGUGAUCAUGGGGGUCCUGGAGUGACAGGACCGAGGGGCCCAUCAGGAGAAGGACUUCCAGGCUCCAAGGGCGAUCGUGGUUUGCCUGGGGAAAGGGGCUUUAAAGGAACCAAAGGUGAUUUCGGUGACCCAGGGACUCCAGGACUAGCAGGAAGACCAGGAUUCAAGGGCGAACAAGGACUCACGAGAGAAGACAUUAUCAAGCUGAUCAAGGAGAUUUGUGGAUGUGGUAUCAAGUGCAAGGAAAGGCCCAUGGAGCUGGUGUUUGUGAUUGACAGCUCUGAGAGCGUGGGCCCGGAAAACUUUGAGAUCAUCAAGGACUUUGUCACGGCCUUGGUGGACCGUGUCACAGUGGGCCGUAAUGCCACGAGAAUUGGUCUCAUUAUUUACAGUUUGGAAGUCCAUCUGGAGUUUAACCUGGCCAGGUAUAUGACGAAGCAGGAUGUGAAGAAGGCGAUCAGGAACAUGCCUUACAUGGGAGAGGGCACCUAUACAGGGACUGCCAUCCGCAAAGCCACACAAGAGGCCUUUUACAGCGCCAGGAACGGUGUCAGGAAAGUAGCCAUCGUCAUUACGGAUGGACAAGCGGAUAAAAGGGAAUCCGUUAAGCUGGAUAUUGCAGUACGUGAGGCUCAAGUGGCCAAUAUUGAGAUGUAUGCGCUGGGAAUCGUGAACACCUCUGACCCAACGCAAGCAGAGUUCCUGAGAGAGCUCAACCUCAUUGCCUCUGACCCGGACAGUGAACACAUGUUCCUCAUUGAUGACUACAACACGCUGCCAGCUCUGGAGUCUAAGCUGGUCAGCCAGUUCUGUGAGGAUGAGAACGGGGCCCUCUUCUUCAACAAGAUUACCAACGGCUUGAACGGAAACAACGGCUAUGUCUACAAUAACGGCCAAAAAGACGUUUACUCGUACGGGAACAAUGUUUAUGGGAACAGAUUUCAGGAGUCACUGGACAGAUCGGCGGGUCACACCAGAGGCAGAGGACACAGCAUUCCUCUUCCCAUCAACCCUGGCCCUCUCAAAGCACAGGUGGAGAGUGACUAUGAAGCAGAGGAUCAUGACAUAAAGACACAAACUCAAAGUGGAGGCACCAUUGCUGUUGUCAAUAAGACUGUCCAACCUGUGCAGCAAGGAACCUCUUCGUCAUCAUCAGUAUCUUCAUCAGUGUCCACAGUGUCUACCUCGGUGAAUGUGAACGCAAAGCCUCGUCCUGUAGUGAUAAAAGAAUCAGCUCCCCUGGAUCCUCGGUGUCUGCUCAGUCUCAGUCAGGGUUCCUGUAGAGACUACAUCAUUCGCUGGUACUACGACAAACAGGCAAACGCUUGUGCUCAGUUCUGGUAUGGAGGCUGUCAGGGCAACGACAACCGUUUCCACACUGAAGAAGAAUGCAAGAAGACGUGUGUCCUCACCAGCACAGCUGGCUAAACUGGAUGAAGAUCUACAUCGGUCAUUCUACACUCAACCUCAAUAAAUGAACUUUAUGCUGGUGAUGAUGUACCUCGAUGACAGAUGCCCCCUUCAGUCACUUCUUUUUAUAUCCUAAAAAUGUUCCCCAACUUUAAAUCUUUCCCGCCAGCGAUUUUUAUUUAAAAAAAGUUGCUAGCCAACACCAGCAUCUUUGAUCAUUUUUCAAAAAAACUUUCAUGGCCUCCAGAAUAUUUUGUUGUAAGAAUAUCUGAACCUACAAUAUAUUAAAAAAAAUGAACAGAGCCUCUGCUUUGAAAACAAACAAACAAAAAACAUUUUAUUCUAGAUUUAUCCAUUCUUUUUUAUCAAAACUUGAAUAAUGAGUAAGUUUCACCAAAAA
Messenger RNA from Rhinichthys klamathensis goyatoka, 4020 nucleotides. It is a transcript of the gene col28a2a, whose product is annotated as collagen, type XXVIII, alpha 2a. Gene Ontology annotation, molecular function: serine-type endopeptidase inhibitor activity. The record is from RefSeq and is a predicted model, not a curated record. The transcript has 35 exons. Bases 9 to 3638 code for a protein of 1209 amino acids. NCBI's taxonomy places the organism in Eukaryota, Metazoa, Chordata, Actinopteri, Cypriniformes, Leuciscidae.